Haliotis rubra (blacklip abalone) is the source of this 1346-nucleotide messenger RNA. RefSeq lists its product as uncharacterized. Bases 284 to 709 code for a protein of 141 amino acids. The record is from RefSeq and is a predicted model, not a curated record. The transcript is spliced from 6 exons. Lineage: Eukaryota; Metazoa; Mollusca; Gastropoda; Lepetellida; Haliotidae.
AUUAUACCAGGUGCACUUGUCGCCUGUUGGGACCAUGAUGCCUACGCUCUGAACGCCUGAACAAACUGCCAAGGUGCAGAGAUACAACGGUGAAGUUGUUUGUCUGAUCAGAAUAAGGAAUCCCCAUGGAACAAACGAGUGGAAAGGCAAAUGGAGUGACCAGAGUCCUGAAUGGGAGACUUUGGUCAAAGGCAAAAGAUUUGAGACGAAUUAGAGAUGAUGGGGAGUUCUGGAUGGAACUGUCAGACUUAAUGCAAAAUUUACGCAAACUACAAUUUGUUCCAUGACUAUUGAUUUCGACAAAGAUGGACAGUCCGAUCCUUUAAACUAUGUGCUCAGGAUAUUUGGAGAGUGGGGAACGGAGGUGAAAGUCAAGAUCCCAAAGAUCUGCAAGAAGCCGGAGUUUUCCGACAAGUAUAGAGGCCUCACACCGGAAGGAACUGUCCCUGUCGUAGUUCAAGUCAUACAGGAUGAACUCCGGCACGACAACUUCAGCAACAUCGGCUGUGACGUAUUAACCGGGGAUGGUCGUACACCUAUUCAAGACAUUGAGGGAAAGCCACAACACUCUGUUGAACUCCAGCGUGUGUUCCGCUACAUCCUGUCACCUGGGACGUACAUUCUGCGUCCUUCCAGAGAACGUGGAACCAGCAGGGAGUUCCUUGUACGGAUCUUCUCACCCUGUCCAAUCUAUGAAGACAAGUAUUAAGUGUCAAUGAGUACAUCACUAGUACUCAAGUAGUGAUGGACUGUACACCGAAGUGUCACUACAUUUCAGAGGAGAAUUGGUCAUUUAUAGUAUAUGACGUAUCAAAUUAGUUUCGUUAACAUAGGAGAUAUAAUUUCAUUGUCCAAGUUGGCUACGGUGAUAGCACGACAUGUCAUACUUCAUAUAAUUUGAAGUGUUUCAAGAGACAAGGCACCAGGGGCCGAUACCGAGCACUUACUUCUAUGUAUUUUACUUCUAUUAAACACACUUCUCAAUAUUUGUGUUAGAAAUGUUCAGCCUGUGGUUUCUUAUCUUGUCUAUUGUUGGCCAUCAGUUAAUUGAAAACAUUCCUAAACAUUGAUCACAACCUAUUGUCAAGAACAUUCCUCAAAAUGCCUUCAAUGAAAUGAUAAUGAUUACUUUAGAGAGGAAGUUAACUCUAAAAUGGAAUAUAUAAUUCGUUCAUUAUAAUUUCUAUUACAGUUUAUAUCACUUGUUAAGCUCACAAAAAUGUCAUCACCCUGAUCGCCUUUGGCAUAAAUCGGGUCAGUUACAUCCCAGAUUAAAUAUUCUUAAAGGACAUUAUAUCCACAUUCACCACUAAUUUCCUUUAAGAAUAUAACGUUACCCUUGGUAG